Wasmannia auropunctata (little fire ant) is the source of this 1103-nucleotide messenger RNA. RefSeq names its product protein unc-50 homolog (gene Unc50). The transcript has 6 exons. NCBI's taxonomy places the organism in Eukaryota, Metazoa, Arthropoda, Insecta, Hymenoptera, Formicidae. Gene Ontology annotation, cellular component: Golgi membrane. Bases 16 to 1041 code for a protein of 341 amino acids. The record is from RefSeq and is a predicted model, not a curated record.
CUCUGCUAUACCAUCAUGUUUAUUUAUCAUGCGUUCCUUAUCGAGUGUGCCACAGGCUUUCUACUUCCCGCGAAUCCCGCGAGAGAUCGUCAGACUCGUCAGUUGACGACAGACGUUUUCGGACUUCUCAUAAUAUGCGAACGUAACCUCGAGUCGUCGAGAAGGAGGAUUUAUGUCUGCUCUGCCGAGAGUGACUGCGCGAUAAGUGACGGUGUGAGCUGUAAAAAAGGACCGAAAAUGAAAUAUUCCACCUCGCCGGCGAUCAGUCGGUGUCACUCGCCUGUUCCGACAGAAUUCUCGUCUUCGCUGCCGACACCGGUCGUUCACAGACACAAUUGUAUGGGCGCGGCGACAAAGUGCUACAAAUACCUGAGGAAACUGCUGAAGUUCGAUCAGAUGGACUUCGAGUUUGCUGUUUGGCAGAUGAUCUUUCUGUUUAUAUCGCCGCAGAAGGUGUACAGAAACUUCCAAAACAGAAAGCAAACGAAGUCACAAUUUGCGAGGGACGACCCUGCGUUUUUAGUGCUGAUAACAUGCUGCUUCUGCAUAUCCACCGUUGGCUUCGCCAUAGUACUGAGUUUAAAAUUCUUCCAAUUUGUAAAGUUGUUAUUUUACAUGGUUUUCAUCGAUUACAUAGCCAUUGGACUGUUAAUAACAACGCUAUUCUGGUUUGCAGCCAAUCGGUAUCUCAGGAUAGACAGAACACAAGAUGUCGAAUGGGGCUACGCGUUCGACAUCCAUUUGAACGCGAUGUUUCCUUCAUUAAUCAUACUUCACGUCUUUCAAUUAAUUUUAUACAAUGCUUUGAUAAAUAACAAUUCGUUUUUUGGACGAUUCCUUGGGAAUACGUUUUGGUUUAUAGCUAUCGGUUAUUACAUUUACAUUACGUCUCUCGGCUACGCAAAUAUCGAGAUACUCCAUAAAACGCACCUGUUACUGUCUAGCCUACCUGUAAUACUGCUGACAUACGUUAUUACAUUAUGCGCCGGUAUCAAUAUUAGUUAUUUAGUUAUGGAGUUCUAUCGUUAUCGGGCUCUGUAAAAUAUUUGUAUUAAAUCGCUGUCCUGUACGUCGGACUAACACAAACACCUGAUUGUGCAGUA